Molecule: messenger RNA, 1065 nt
Organism: Megalops cyprinoides (Indo-Pacific tarpon)
Lineage: Eukaryota; Metazoa; Chordata; Actinopteri; Elopiformes; Megalopidae
Product: hydroxylysine kinase-like
Exons: 4
Coding region: 4-1065 (353 amino acids)
Molecular function (GO): amino acid kinase activity
Source: RefSeq, a predicted model, not a curated record
GAAAUGUCAGUUAAACCAAAGCUCAGCCAUUCCCAUGUCUCUGAGCUGGUUGGCCGGCUCUAUGGGAUGAGCACAUCACAGAUCCACCCUCUACCCAGCUAUUAUGACCAGAACUUCUAUGUGCUGGUCAAUGAUGGUAGAGCGUAUGUGAUGAAGAUCAUGAACUCUCUGGACAGUCAGAACCUCACACUGUUGGAGCUACAGACUCAUGCCAUGGCCUUCCUGCACCAGCGGGGCAUCCCGGCUCAAACUGCCCUGCCCACACUAACUGGACAGAUGAUGAGCCUGGAAGAUAUUGACUGUGGAUCAGGCUGUCAGAAGUACUUGGUACGAUUACUGACCUACUUGCCAGGCACCACCAUUGCGAAGGUCCCCUGCUCCCCACAAAUUCUGUAUCAAGCUGGGAAAAUGGCAGCUACAAUGGACAAAGCGCUGCUGGAGAUGGAGCACCCGAACUUGUGGGCACUGCAGAGAGAGGACUUCAUUUGGAAUCCACGUAAUUUACCUCUUUUAGAACCCUACCUUCAUGUAAUGGAUGGGGAUCCUGUGCAGCAGGUGGUAAAGGAAGUCAUUGAGACGUUCAAGAGACAAGUCCUUCCAAAUUUGGGCUCCUUCCGCAAAUGCAUAAUCCAUGGGGACUUCAGUGAUCUGAAUGUUUUAAUAGAGCCCAGUGGCCCUGCAGGCUAUAAAAUCUCUGGCAUCUUGGACUUUGGUCACAUGAGCAAUGGAUACUAUGUCUUUGAGUUGGCCAUCACUAUCAUGUACAUGAUGAUCGAGAGCCAUGAUCCCAUACAGGUGGGAGGGCCUGUGCUGGCAGGUUGGGAGAGUGUCAUUCCUCUGAACGAAGCAGAGCGGAAUGCCCUCUACCUGCUGGUGCUGGGCCGCUUCUGCCAGUCCCUGGUUAUGGGCCGAUAUAAUGCCACUCUGCAGCCUGAAAAUAAGGAGUAUUUGAUGACCACGGCCAAGAAUGGGUCAAGACAUCUGAUGCAUCUGUGGGAGCUGGGCAAAGAGGAAGUGGAGAUGAGGUGGAUCCAGGGUGCGAGAAUGUUCUCAGAUAUGCGAUGA